UUCUCUUCACAAAUCCACCGGAAAAAUGAAACUCUCCAUCUCUGUCUUUCUUCUCUUCAAUCCCCACCAAAAACCCUAACCCCAACCGUAACCAUAAUCUCCCAGAAAUCUCAUCUAUGGAUUUAGCAGUAGAAGCUGCAGUCCUCGGCCGAUUUCAAUCCAUCUCCACCCCGAAAUGCCCCCCUUUCUUUAAAAUCAAUCCCCACCGACGGAUUCCGUCAAGAAUCCCCGCCAAAAUCACUCUCUUCAACUCUCAUAUUUCAAAUUUCUGCCACCGUCCAUCGAGUUUCAGGAAUUUUCCAAAACUUGAAGUUUCCAACGGCCCUAUUCGAUCAAAACCUAUGGAGCGUGGGGAUUUUCCUACUGCGGAGCCUGAAUUUGGUUUUCUCAGGGUUCUGGUCGGGCGUGGAUUGGUGCUGGCGGCGAUGGUCUGCGGGGUUUUUGUGGUCGGGUGCCAGAGGGUUUUGGCAGCAGAAGGUGUUUUGGAUGUGGGGUUUUCUAGGGUUUUUGAGAGGGCUGGGGUCUCGUUUAGAGCGGCCUGGCCGAAAAUUUUGCAGGUUUUGUCUGUAUUUAGAGAGCAAGGAUUGAUUUUAGCAGCGCUGUUGGGUCUGUCUGCUUUCUUUUCGAUGGCGGAGACUUCAAUCACGACACUGUGGCCAUGGAAGGUCCGUGAGUUGGCGGAAAAAGAGCCCGAGAAUGAUGUCUUCAGAAUGCUCCGUAGUGAUGUUACUCGAUUCCUGACGACUAUUCUUAUUGGGACAACAGUUGUCAACAUUGGUGCAACUGCACUUGUCACGGAUGCAGCAACAGCAAUUUUUGGUGAAGCUGGUGUUACCGCAGCGACGGGAGUUAUGACCGUUCUUAUUUUGCUUCUCACGGAAAUUACUCCAAAAAGUAUAGCUGUUCAUAAUGCCACGGAGGUUGCGAGGUUUGUGGUAAGGCCAGUUGCAUGGCUUUCCUUGGUCUUGUAUCCUGUGGGAAGAGUUGUCACUUUUCUCUCAAUGGGGAUGCUGAAGCUGCUAGGUUUGAAAGGUAUAAGUGAACCAUAUGUUACCGAAGAUGAGUUGAAGUUGAUGUUGCGAGGAGCAGAGUUGAGUGGGGCAAUAGAAGAGGAAGAACAGGAUAUGAUUGAGAAUGUGUUGGAGAUAAAAGAUACGCAUGUCAGGGAGGUGAUGACACCUCUGGUGGAUGUUGUCGCAAUAGACUCUAGUGCAACACUUAUUGAUUUCCAAAACUUAUGGGUGACUCAUCAAUAUUCCAGGGUACCUGUUUUUGAGCAGCGCGUUGACAAUAUAGUGGGUAUUGCAUAUGCAAUGGAUAUGCUGGAUUAUGUUGAAAAGGUUGAUCAACUAGAAAGUUCUACUGUGGGAGGAGCAAUUGCACAUAAGCCUGCCUACUUUGUACCUGAUUCAAUGUCCGUGUGGAAUCUGCUGAGAGAGUUCCGCAUCAGGAAGGUUCAUAUGGCUAUUGUUCUAAAUGAAUAUGGUGGAACUGUGGGACUGGUGACAUUAGAAGAUGUUGUUGAAGAAAUUGUUGGGGAGAUCUUUGAUGAAAAUGAUUCAAAGGAGGAGAUCCAGAAGAAAACUGGCUAUGUUGUGAUGCGAGCUGAUGGGAUAUUUGAUGUGGAUGCAAAUACAUCGAUUGACCAGCUCUCAGAAGAUCUAAAUAUCAAAAUGCCAGAGGGUCACCAGUAUGAGACGGUAUCUGGAUUUAUCUGUGAAUCAUUUGGAUACAUUCCCAGAACAGGUGAGAGUAUCAAGGUGGUGCUUGAAAAGGCAAACCUGGAAGAGAAUAGUGAGUAUACCAAUGGAGAAAGCGAUCGCCAAGAUCGGAAGGAGGAACGGUAUCAGAUGUUUAAACUUGAGAUAUUGGCCGGGAAUGCAAGAAAAGUGCGUGCGGUUCGAUUCGAGCGAAUAAACCAGGAUGAAUCGAAAGUGGAAACCAAGGCAGUGAGACGGGUGGUACCCAGAAUCAUGAAAAGGAAAUGGAGAGGCGGCGAGGAUACCGACCGAUCCGGAUCCGACUCCGAUGAAGUCCCAUUCCAGGAGAGGUGUGAAGAUGACCUUUCUGAUACCUAUGUGACUGCUGAAUAUGUGAUUGACCAUGAUGGUAAUAACAAUAAACAGUAAUUA
Molecule: messenger RNA, 2132 nt
Organism: Magnolia sinica
Lineage: Eukaryota; Viridiplantae; Streptophyta; Magnoliopsida; Magnoliales; Magnoliaceae
Product: putative DUF21 domain-containing protein At3g13070, chloroplastic
Exons: 14
Coding region: 117-2129 (670 amino acids)
Molecular function (GO): flavin adenine dinucleotide binding
Source: RefSeq, a predicted model, not a curated record